This is a messenger RNA of Pongo pygmaeus (Bornean orangutan), 3059 nucleotides long. RefSeq names its product CD3 delta subunit of T-cell receptor complex (gene CD3D). The transcript has 7 exons. The coding region runs from base 2393 to 2977 and encodes 194 amino acids. Gene Ontology annotation, biological process: cell surface receptor signaling pathway; positive thymic T cell selection. NCBI's taxonomy places the organism in Eukaryota, Metazoa, Chordata, Mammalia, Primates, Hominidae. The record is from RefSeq and is a predicted model, not a curated record. Gene Ontology annotation, molecular function: transmembrane signaling receptor activity. Gene Ontology annotation, cellular component: membrane; external side of plasma membrane; alpha-beta T cell receptor complex.
GAAGUUACGUCAUCAACAAGCGCCGGGGCAUGUGGAAGUUCUUCUCCGCGCCGGAAGCACGGUGUGCAGGCUCAGCCGUGGGACCGGCGCGCAAAUACUCCUACAGCGCAUGCGCUAGCUUGUUAGCUGCGGGCUGGAGGCGGGGCGGAAGUGGCAAGAAGUGGCUUUGGGAUCGGAUUGUGGGGGCGGGAGUUGGUCCACCUGGCAGUGCGCUUUGAAGUAUAGAAUAUGAGGCUGGGUUUUGGAAACCAGCGUACCGAGGGCGGAUAAAACUCUGUGAUCCCUGGCUCUCCUCGCAACCUCUGUUGGGGGUCUGCUCUCUUAUUUUCCCACCAGUCCUAGACCUUUUUGAAGCAGCUUCUGUUACUCUCUAUUAUUCAAAGGGAUAACACGAACGGCAAUAACAACUACAAGUUUGUUGUUAUUGUUGUGCUGUCUUUGGAGCAAUCUUUGGAGUGUGCUAUCUUUGAUUGCAUUUCAGUUUUGUUAUCUGUAAAGUGGAGACAGUAUACAUCCUGCAAGGUUGUUUUGAGAUACACAUAGAUGGCCAGGCACAGUGGCUCCCACCUGUAAUCCCAGCACUUUGGGAGGCUGAGACGGGCCGGUCACGAGGGCAAGAGAUCGGGAUACACAUAAAUAAUAGAAGCAGCAUAAUUUUCAAGAGUUAAAAGCGCUGUGCAAGUGAAAAUUAACAGAUUGAGAGAAAAUAGUUGCAACUCAUAUAUCUGAUAAAGGAUUAAUAUUUAGAAUAUAUAAAGAACUACAAGAACGAAAAACCCCCAAACAGUUCAGUUCAAAAAAAGGCAAAGGACUUGAAUAGACAUUUCUCCAAAGAAGAUAUAUUCCAAGAGAAUGACUAUCCACUUGGUAUCUGUGGGGGAUUUGUUUCAGGACCCCCUUGGGUACCAAAAUCUAUGGAUGCUCAAGUUCCUUAUAUAAAAUGAUGCAGUAUUUGCAUACAACCUAUGCACAUCCUCCUGUGUCAUCCUAGAGAUGACUAGGUCAUCUCUAGAUCACUUAUAAUACCUAAUACAACAUAAAUCUAAAUAGUGUUGUAUUGUUUAGGGAAUAAUGACAAAAAGUCUGUACAUGUUCAAUACAGAUGAAAUUUAUUUUGCAAUAUUUCCAAUUCAUGGUUGGUUGAAUCCACAGAUGCAGAGCCCACAGAUAUGGAAGGCCAACCGUACAAAUGGUGGAUAAGCAUAUGAAAGAGUGCUCAACAUGACUAGUCUUUAGGGAAAUGAAAAUAAAAAUCAUGAGAUACCACUUAAUACCUACUAGGAUGGCUACUAUAAAAAAAAAGGAAAGUAAUUGUUGGCAGAUGUGGAGAAAUUGAAACCCUAUGCGUUGCUGCUGGCAAUGUUAAAUAGUCCAGGCUUUUUGGAAAAACAGUUUGAUGAUUCCUCAAAAAGUUAAACAUAGUAUAACCAUAUGAUCAAGCAAUUCCGCUUUGAUAUAGAUGUUCAAAAUAACUGAAAGCAGGAACUCAGGUACUUGUAUACCUAUGUUUACAGUAGCAUUAUUCAUAAUAACCAAAAGGUAGAAAUAACCCAGAAUGUUCAUUAACAGAUGAAUGCAUAAACAAAAUAUGGUAUAUAGCUACAGAUGACUUAUUCAGCCUUGAAAAAGAAUGAAGUUCUGAUACAUGCUGAAACAUUGAUGAACCUUGAAAACGUUAUGAUAAGUGAAACGAGCCAGACAGAAGGACUAAAUAGUGUAUGAUUCAAUUUAUAUGUGGUACCCAGAAUAGGCACAUUCCUUGAGAGAGAAAGUAUAAUAGAGGUCACCAGGGAUUGGAAGGAGAGGAGAGUGGGAGUUACUGUCUAAUGGGUACCAAGUUUCUGUUUAGGAUGAUGAAAAAGUUCUGAAAUGGGUAGUGAUGAUGGCUACACAUUGUGGAUAUAUUUAAUGCCAUUGAAUGGUACACUUAAAAAUAGUUAAAAUGGGGUUGGGUGCAGUGGCUCAUGCCUGUAAUUCCAGCACUAUGGGAAGCCGAGGUGGACAGAUCACUGGAAGUCAGGGGUUCGAGACCAGCCUGGUCAAAAUGGUGAAACCCUCUCUCUACUAAAAAUACAAAAAUUAGCUGAGCAUGUUGAUGUGCGCCUGUAAUCUCAGCUACUUGGGAGGCUGAGGCAGGAGAAUCGCUUGAACUUGGGAGGCAGAGGUUGCAGUGAGCUGAGAUGAUGCCACUGCACUAGAGUGCCUGGAUGACAGAGUGAGACUCUGUCUCAAAAAAAAAAAAGGUUAAAAUGAGCUGGUCAUUGGGCAACAGAGUCUGCUUGUCUGAAGCUGCACAAAAAAAGAAACAGAAUCCACACAAGUCCCCCAGGAUUCCUGGGGAAGCCCAUGUAGUCUAACUACCAGGAAGUAUCUGGAACAGAAGGAAGACUAGAUGCUCUUCAUGCUCCACUGCGCUCCAGUCCUCACUGCUGCUCACCUUAUGAUCGCCCUUGUCUCCCCAACCCCUUCAUUCAACUCAGUGCUGAAUUGCUCAAAUCCAUGGAGCCCACCCAAAGUGAGCCCUUUCAAGAUAACUGUAGAGGAACUUGAGGACAGAGUGUUUGUGAAUUGCAAUACCAGCAUCAUGUGGGUAGAGGGAACAGUGGGAACACUGCUCUCAGACGUUACAAGACUGGACCUGGGAAAACGCAUCCUGGACCCACGAGGAAUAUAUACAUGUAAUGGGACAGAUAUAUACAAGGACAAAGAAUCUACCGUGCAAGUUCAUUAUCGAAUGUGCCAGAGCUGUGUGGAGCUGGAUCCAGCCACCGUGGCUGGCAUCAUUGUCACUGAUGUCAUUGCCACUCUGCUCCUUGCUUUGGGAGUCUUCUGCUUUGCUGGACAUGAGACUGGAAGGCUGUCUGGGGCUGCCGACACACAAGUUCUGUUGAGGAAUGACCAGGUCUAUCAGCCCCUCCGAGAUCGAGAUGAUGCUCAGUACAGCCGCCUUGGAGGAAACUGGGCUCGGAACAAGUGAACCUGAGACUGGUGGCUUCUAGAAGCAUCCAUUACCAACUGUACCUUCCCUUCUUGCUCAGCCAAUAAAUAUAUCCUCUUUC